This is a messenger RNA of Suricata suricatta (meerkat), 569 nucleotides long. RefSeq names its product Fer3 like bHLH transcription factor (gene FERD3L). Gene Ontology annotation, biological process: regulation of transcription by RNA polymerase II; developmental process. Bases 1 to 492 code for a protein of 163 amino acids. The transcript has a single exon. Lineage: Eukaryota; Metazoa; Chordata; Mammalia; Carnivora; Herpestidae. Gene Ontology annotation, molecular function: DNA-binding transcription factor activity, RNA polymerase II-specific; protein dimerization activity; RNA polymerase II transcription regulatory region sequence-specific DNA binding. The record is from RefSeq and is a predicted model, not a curated record.
AUGGCCGCCUUUCCGGAGAGGUGCGUGGACGCCACCGUGCUGGACUUCGUCGCGGACCUGUCCCUGGCCACCCCGGGGCACCCUCUCCUCUGCGACUUCGCACCUGGGGGUCCCUUUGGGGACCGAGACCUUGUGCUCCGCGAGGGAAGACGCAGGAGACUGGCACGCUUUGAGGAGGGUCCAGACGAGGAGGGCGAAGUAGACGAGGGGGAGGAGGAGGAGGAGGAAGAGGAGCCUGGAAGAGGCGCAUCCCUGCUGGGCCGUCCCAAGAGGAAAAGGGUGAUCACCUACGCCCAGCGCCAGGCAGCCAACAUCCGCGAGAGGAAACGGAUGUUCAACCUCAACGAGGCCUUCGACCAGCUGCGAAGGAAGGUGCCCACUUUUGCUUACGAGAAGAGGCUGUCCCGGAUCGAGACCUUACGCCUGGCCAUCGUCUACAUCUCCUUCAUGACCGAGCUCUUGGAGAGCUGCGCAAAGAAGGAAACCGGCUGAGUCGGGGUGGGAUGGAGGUGUCUGCCCUCUCCUCGUGGGCGGGGGGCUUGGGGUGCAUCAGGACCCAGCAGGGUGCG